CAAAGUGAUUAAAUACUUAUUUAUUUACCAGAUCUUGUUUCGAACAUAAUUUACUGCUAAUUAUCCCAUCAAACUAAUCACAAUUUACUAUAUUUAACUUUUCAAUGGUUACAUGGUAUAUGGAGAUGCUAGUUCAUAGUUUUUAUCUGACUGCUAUACCGAAAGUGGUUAAGAACUUGGUUACGUCAAUUGUGCAUAUCAUGUUCACGAUCGUGGCUCCUCCAGACAAACAAGGUAUUAUUCAAUGCAUAGGAGAGUUUAUUGCUCGUAUUGGUCUAGCUAUCAGCUUAACCGCUCUACCCGCUAUAUAUGCAGCCACUGUAACAACUUUUCCGGAAGCCGUUUUCAUUGUGGUGGUAAUACUCAUUUUCAUUUUGUUGAUAUUAGAUAUGCUUUUGCUUGUCUACAUGAAACGAAUCGAAAGACAGACGAUGGAGGCUGGCGGAAACUACAAAGCAAAUCAAAGAAUGGAGUAAAAAUCUUUAAAAUCAUUGAAAUACCUUUCUUUGUUUUGCAGAACAAUAACUGUCUAACCAAUGCUUCGAAAACGUACUAUUUUCAUUUGAAUUGUUCAAAGUAUUUUUAAUGUGUACAGGGUAUAU
Molecule: messenger RNA, 602 nt
Organism: Heterobilharzia americana
Lineage: Eukaryota; Metazoa; Platyhelminthes; Trematoda; Strigeidida; Schistosomatidae
Source: the annotation of a GenBank genome assembly